GGGCUCGUCAACCUCGGCAACACGUGCUUCCUCAACGCGACGAUCCAGUGCCUCGCGCACGCGCCCGGCGUGGCGCAGACCCUGGGCGACGAGUCGCUGCACGCGCAAGCGCAGAAGCCCGACGUCGCGGUGGCGUUGCGCGACGCGCUCGGCGGCGUCUUCGGCGCGUCGCGCACGUUCAAGCCGAGGGAGCUCGUGAAGCGCCUCCGGGCCGUUGGGGACCAGUUCCAGCCGGGCCGCCAGGAGGACGCCCACGAGUUCCUGCUGGCGCUCCUCGACGCCGUGGAGCCGCCCUUGUCGUCGACGGCGAACCCCGUGCGCGCGGUCUUCGGCGGCCGCACGUCGUCGACGCUCCGCUGCCCCGAGUGCGACUACGAGAGUGCUACCGAGGAGCCCUUCCUCGACCUGAGCCUCGAGCCAAAGCCGACGCUCGCCCGGGCGUUGGACGCGUUCACCGCGCCCGAGGAGCUCGAGAACGACGAGUGGUGCUGCCGCUGCUGCGGGGAGCGCGUGCGCCCGACGAAGCGCCUCGGCGUCGCCGCGGCGCCCAAGGCCCUGGUGGUGCACCUGAAUCGCUACGACGGGCGGGGUGGCAAGAUCGAGGAGCACGUCGCCUUCGAACCGCGCCUCGAGCUCGAGACGACGGACGGCGGCGCCGCGAGCUACGGCCUCGUCGGCGUCCUCGUCCACCGCGGCCAGUCGACGCGCUGCGGCCACUACACGGCCUUUUGCAGGACGCGGUCGGGGGCCUGGUCGUGCUUCGACGACGCCGCGGUCCGCACGUGCACGUUCGCCGAGGUGCUCCGCCAGGAGGCCUACAUGCUCUUCUAC
Messenger RNA from Aureococcus anophagefferens, 831 nucleotides. RefSeq lists its product as hypothetical. Gene Ontology annotation, molecular function: cysteine-type deubiquitinase activity; cysteine-type endopeptidase activity. The annotation marks the transcript as partial. The transcript has a single exon. Gene Ontology annotation, biological process: protein deubiquitination. Gene Ontology annotation, cellular component: cytosol; nucleus. NCBI's taxonomy places the organism in Eukaryota, Pelagophyceae, Pelagomonadales, Pelagomonadaceae. The record is from RefSeq and is a predicted model, not a curated record.